Messenger RNA from Microplitis demolitor, 1462 nucleotides. RefSeq names its product surfeit locus protein 4 homolog (gene Surf4). Gene Ontology annotation, biological process: Golgi organization. Gene Ontology annotation, cellular component: membrane; endoplasmic reticulum-Golgi intermediate compartment; endoplasmic reticulum. The record is from RefSeq and is a predicted model, not a curated record. NCBI's taxonomy places the organism in Eukaryota, Metazoa, Arthropoda, Insecta, Hymenoptera, Braconidae. The coding region runs from base 202 to 1014 and encodes 270 amino acids. The transcript has 4 exons.
ACGUGAACCGGAAGUGAGGGUAUGCGUGUAAAAUUGCGCAGUAUAUCUCCACAUCACUCGAAAAAGAUCUUUUGGAGCUCUCUUAAAAUACAUAUACAUAUAAAUAAGUGGCUACGAGCUAGCUGUGGUUCUUUUGCGUGCGUGUAUGCGACGUGUGGUGUGUGGAUGGGUCCUUUUUUUUUUCAUUUUUGAAUAAGCACGAUGGAGAUUCAACACGAAAUAGUAACUAAAGCCGAGGAGGUUGCCGACCAGGUAAUUCGUAAUGGUAAACAUGUGCUACCAACACUUGCACGGCUGUGUCUUAUUGCCACGUUCCUCGAGGAUGGCUUGCGAAUGUGGUUUCAAUGGAAUGAACAGAGAGAAUACAUGGACAUGACAUGGGGAUGUGGUAAAUUCUUGGCGACUUUAUUCGUCCUUGUAAAUCUUAUAGGACAAUUAGGUGGCUGUGUUAUGGUAAUUGGAAGAUUCAAGGUCACCAUUGCUUGUGGAAUACUAUUUUUUAUAGUCGUACUCCAGACUCUGGCUUACAAUAUUCUGUGGGAUGUUCAGUUUUUAUUCCGUAAUUUGGCACUUAUUGGUGCGUUGUUGCUGGUGCUCGCUGAAUCACGUGUUGAAGGAAGAUCGCUGUUUGCUGGUGUGCCCACACUUGGUGACAACAAACCCAAAAAUUACUUGCAAUUAGCUGGGCGUAUACUUUUAGCAUUUAUGUUCAUUACGUUAAUACGAUUUGAAAUAUCAUUUUUGCAAAUAACGCAGGAUAUUAUUGGAGGAAUUUUGAUGGUAUUUGUUACUGUUGGUUAUAAAACAAAGCUUAGUGCCUUGUUGCUUGUUGUGAUGCUCACGGCGUUAAAUAUGUACCACAAUGCUUGGUGGACUAUUCCAGACCACAGGCCACUUAGGGACUUCCUUAAAUACGAUUUCUUCCAGACUUUAUCAGUUGUUGGAGGACUUUUAAUGAUUGUGUCACUGGGUCCAGGUGGUGUGUCUAUGGACGAACACAAAAAGCAAUGGUAGAAGUCUUAUUAAUUAGACUUUAAAUAUUAAUCAUAAAAAAUAAAAACUCAUCCUUGGACCUCGAGCAUGUGUUAUUGUCCACUAUUUUAAAUUUGACACACGAAUCCUUAAUGGAAUAUAAAUUAAUUUUAUACUGUACACUAAAUUUAAAUUGUCAUAUUAUAUUAUCGUGGAUUUAAUUCAUCGGCCGGGAUUUAAAUAAUAUAUUAAUUAUAAAGUAAUAAAUUUUAAGUAAAAUUCAUGAAAUAUGUAAAGUUAAAAAAAGAAAUUUAAUUAUUGCUGGAAAAUUUGUAAGUUUUUAGAUAUGGAUGUUGGGUCAUGAGAGAACAUAAUUAAAUGCAACUUAAGACUUAUUUAUACUACAUAUUAAUAAGAAUGGUAUUGUAAAUAUUACAGUGAGCAAUUAUCAUUGUAUUUGAAAAUACAGACUUUUUUGGUUUAAAUUUUA